AAGCGACGUGUGUGCCUCUUGGAGGAUUCUUCUUUCUUCUUUUCCUUCUUUUUCCUUUCCCCUUUGUCCUUACCCUUUUUUUAUACUUCUCCACCCAAUUUUUCUUUAUUCAACAUGGGUAUGAGCUUUUCAAAGUUGUUUUCUGACCUUUUUGGUAAAAAGGAAAUGCGCAUCCUAAUGGUGGGUUUGGAUGCCGCCGGUAAAACCACCAUCUUGUACAAAUUGAAACUGGGUGAAAUUGUCACCACUAUUCCUACUAUUGGUUUCAACGUCGAAACGGUCGAUUACAAGAACAUCUCUUUCACUGUAUGGGAUGUCGGCGGUCAAGAUAAAAUCCGUCCUCUCUGGAGACACUAUUUCCAAAAUACGCAGGGUAUCAUUUUUGUCGUCGACUCCAACGACAGAGACCGUGUGACCGAAGCUCGCGACGAACUUCAGAGAAUGCUCAACGAAGAUGAACUCCGUGAUGCUCUCCUUUUGGUGUUUGCUAACAAGCAGGAUUUACCCAAUGCCAUGAAUGCCGCUGAAAUUACCGACAAACUCGGUCUUCAUUCUCUUCGCAACAGACACUGGUACAUUCAAACCACUUGUGCAACCAGCGGUGAUGGUCUGUAUGAGGGUUUGGAAUGGUUGUCUAGCAAUUUGAAGAGACGAUCUUAAGUAUCGGUUCCCCGGCUGGCUCUUGUUCUCUCUUUUCUUUCUUUAUGUGAAAAAUCUGGGAAAG
This is a messenger RNA of Radiomyces spectabilis, 724 nucleotides long. Its product is annotated as ADP-ribosylation factor. Lineage: Eukaryota; Fungi; Mucoromycota; Mucoromycetes; Mucorales; Radiomycetaceae. Gene Ontology annotation, biological process: vesicle-mediated transport; intracellular protein transport. Gene Ontology annotation, cellular component: plasma membrane; cytoplasm. Gene Ontology annotation, molecular function: GTPase activity; GTP binding. The coding region runs from base 115 to 660 and encodes 181 amino acids. The record is from RefSeq and is a predicted model, not a curated record. The transcript has 4 exons.